AUGUCCGAAUAUCGGUUUUCCCUCAUCAUGAAGUAUUUACACUUCACUAACAAUGAGGAAUUUGAUGAGGCCACGCAUCCUCAGCCCAAACUUAAAAAAAUCUGGGAGGUGUACCAAAAUAUUGUGUUCAAUUUCCAGCGGACCUACGUGCCAGAUAGGGACGUCAGUGUGGAUGAAAGCUUGAUGGCCUACAAGGGUCGCCUAAGCUGGAUCCAGUACAUAGCGUCCAAAAGAGCGCGGUUUGGCAUCAAAUUCUACAUGGUCUGCGAGUCAUCUACCGGGUACAUUUGGAAUUCGGUCAUUUACACUGGUAAAGGCACGCAGUUCAACCCCAGGUACAGCGACUAUGGGAUGGCCACAUCAUCUGUCCUUACACUGCUGGAGCCGUUGCUGAACCAGGGAUAUUGUGUGACCACGGACAACUUUUACACGUCUCCGGAACUGUAUGAGGUUUUGAUAAAAAACAAGACCAAUGCUUAUGGUACAGUCAAGUCUAAUCGACGUGGCAUGCCAUCUACGUUUGCCCAGAAACAACUCAAAACCGGAGAAAUGGUUGCCUGGCAAAAGGGUAAGAUGAUGGCAAUGCGAUGGCGAGACAAGAAGGACGUGUGUCUUAUGAGCACUGUGCAUAAUUUGUCCACUGGCAUGGCCCACACAAGAGGUGGGAAAGAUGUGCUGAAGCCGCAACUCGUGAUAGACUAUAAUAACACCAUGGGAGGUGUGGACAGAGCCGAUCAGGCAAUGACAUUUUAUCCGGCUAUGCGCAAACAGCAAAAAAAAUAUUAUAAGAAGAUAUUCAGGCAUCUUCUUGAACAAUGCCUUUGGAACUCGUACAUCCUUCACAGAGCAAAGAGUGACAAGCCUCUUAUUCAUUCUGAGUUUAUCUGGAAGGUGGCUGAGCAGAUUUUUAUCAACUACCAAAGCCAUCAGUAG
This is a messenger RNA of Staurois parvus, 933 nucleotides long. NCBI's taxonomy places the organism in Eukaryota, Metazoa, Chordata, Amphibia, Anura, Ranidae. The record is from the annotation of a GenBank genome assembly.